UCGCUCAUCUGAUCGCCCGUUCACCGGCCUGGGUACCAAAACAACAAAGCGUGGCUCUCUACCAACUCUUCCAGGGAUCCAUGCUUGUCCUUUUGGUCCCCAAUCACCCAAAAUGGAGGGUAAUUCGGGCAGACACAGGAAGGGGAAUCGUGGACGGACAGCCGGGUCGAGCCACCCAGGAACGAGUCUCGUCGUUGCGAAUCAAUCGUACCACACUCGGAGAAUUCGCAGUAAAGCAUGGAGGAAGAAACUAACACUGAUAACAGCACUGCCAACAACAGUGCCACUACAGAGGAAAAAAUACAGAUUAUCUCAACUCAAGCCCUGCCUGUGUCGGUGGUCAUGCCCGGGAUUUCCAGCCAGCCUGUGGCGGUGACGUCUGUUAUCCAGUCCAACAGCACCCAGCCGUCGGUCAUCCAGACUACCCCGCUGCACACGGUCCAAGUUCAGGUGACCCCAGUGCAGGACGGAGAAGAACAACCAGCGGUCGUUCCAGACACCGAGGUUGAUCGCAAGAGGCGACAGGACAUCCUGUCACGCAGACCCUCAUACAGGAAGAUCCUGAACGACCUGUCCUCCACAGACACCCCAGGGGUGGCCAGGAUUGAAGAGGAGAACACCGAGGAAGAUAACGCAGGUACCAUCACCUUGGCAGGUGCUGCGGGCCUCCAUGGAUUCCAGACAGUGAUGACCACAGGAGGAGCAACCAUCCAGAUUGCCAACCCGGCUGAGAUGCCCAGCCUGCAGACGCUGACCAUGACCAACGCGGGGGCGCCGGCCGGCACCAUUGUCCAGUCGAUACAGACCCAGGAUGGCACACAGCAAUUCUUUGUCCCAACAGCUUCAGGUGACAUCCAGGCCUACCAGAUUCGGCCGGCGACCAGCCUCCCGCAGGGGGUGGUGAUGGCCAGCACCAACCUCCAGUCCUCGGGCCACAUACACGUCCACGAGGAGGCUGGCCGGAAGCGGGAGCUGAGGCUCAUGAAGAACAGGGAGGCCGCAAAGGAGUGCCGACGGAAGAAGAAAGAGUACAUCAAGUGUCUGGAGAACCGGGUGGCGGUGCUGGAGAACCAGAACAAGACGCUCAUCGAAGAACUGAAAUCCCUCAAGGAGCUCUACUGCCACAAGUCGGAGUAACAAAAAAUCCACGGUGAUCGCCCGGAGCCAGUGUCUCGCCAUUCAGAAGAAUGGAUUUUUACUGUGUUUUUUUAAUGUUUUUUUUGUUCUUUUGCUAGUUUCUUGUCUGCAAAGAGAGUCACUUUGGAGAGUGAUUUCUUUCUUACCUGACAAGCAGGUUUUAUUAAUCAUCUCAGCUGGUUGUGCGUUCCAAAGUCACUGUGGACGGUUGAGUAAUAAGGUGAACCAGCAUCAUUCUUUGGUGCAGACGGGCACUAGCUCAGACGGGAAUAGGUAUGUCCAGAUGUCUCUUAGUCCAAAUAAGCAGUACGUUGCGUUGCCGACAGUCUCGCCGCCCAUUGGAAAACCAAGAUGGCCCCCUCUGUUUGUUGCCUAAAACUUUGUUGUUGCAUCUUCUAGAGUAGGAACGAGUGUAGGUAAAGUUUUAGUCCUUUUCAUUGUUUCUGUUCAGCAUUUUGUUGGAAGACAAGUCUGAAAGCAUUGAUCUGUUGUCAGAAUGUGAAAACCUUCCAAUGUUCUGUUCACUAUGGGUGGAACUGAAUGUUAGGUUGGAAUUAAAUUUGUAAUGUUCUUUACAUGUAGUCUUGCGCCCAUUAACCCUAACAGUCCCGAAUGCUACAAGGUACUACU
This is a messenger RNA of Acanthaster planci (crown-of-thorns starfish), 1767 nucleotides long. RefSeq names its product cAMP-responsive element modulator-like. Gene Ontology annotation, biological process: regulation of transcription by RNA polymerase II. The record is from RefSeq and is a predicted model, not a curated record. NCBI's taxonomy places the organism in Eukaryota, Metazoa, Echinodermata, Asteroidea, Valvatida, Acanthasteridae. Gene Ontology annotation, cellular component: transcription regulator complex; nucleus. Gene Ontology annotation, molecular function: protein binding; RNA polymerase II cis-regulatory region sequence-specific DNA binding; DNA-binding transcription factor activity, RNA polymerase II-specific.